UCUAUGCAAUGUGCAAGGUCAAUCCGCAUCUACUUUGUGAAACCGCGUUAUAAGCCAAAGAACUACAAGAAGGUAGGUAGUUCUUCGAUAUGGCGCGAGUAUUAAACUUGCUCAUGCUACUCUUAACUGCGGGUACCGUUUUUGCGGCCCGUAACAAACAAAGUCGACCAGCAGAGAAGGAUUUCGAGCAAGAAUCGUCCGACCAGUGUCCAGAGCCUUAUGGUUACUUUGCGGAUGUAGAACAGUGCGAUAAGUACUAUGAGUGCAAAGACGGACAAAUAACCGAAAAACUAUGCCCCGAUGGUAUGGUUUUUAACGAUUUUAGUACUCAAGACGAAAAAUGCGAUUUGCCAUUUAAUAUCGAUUGUACGACCAGGCCAAAACUACAAACUCCGCAACCGUCCCAAAACUGUCCUAGAAAACAUGGAUAUUUCGCCCAUGAAGAGGCGAAUGUGUGCGAUAAAUUUUAUUACUGCACAGAUGGAAAAUUUAAUUUAAUUGUGUGCCCCGAUGGAUUAGUUUAUAAUGAAAAAGUUGGCAUAUGCUCGUGGCCAGAUGAAGCUAAGAAGAAGGGAUGUUCGUCUAGAGAUGUAUUUCAAUUCGAUUGUCCCAAGGUAAACGAGAGUGUUGGUUUGACCCACCCAAGGUACCCAGACCCUGAAGAUUGUCAAUAUUUUUACGUUUGCAUAGACGGAGUCACGCCUCGGCGUAACGGUUGCAAGCUGGGGCAGGCUUUUGAUGAGAGAACUAGUAAAUGCGAUUGGGCAAGGAAAAUACCCGAAUGCGCCGACUGGUACAAAGAUCGACUAACUGAUGAACAAUUGGAUGCCUUAGAAAAUCCACCGACACCAAGACCCAGACCAACUGGCCCAAUUAAUCGUCGAAAACCUGCUAGAAAGCCUGUAGUACAUGAAGAUGAUUAGGAUAUAAGAAUUGUGACUGAGUGUGCACUGUCGUAUGUUCCUAUGCGUAAUUGGCAGUUUUUAUUGUUAAUGUAAGAAUUACAAAAUAAAUAUGUUGUUUAGUUA
Messenger RNA from Photinus pyralis (common eastern firefly), 1028 nucleotides. It is a transcript of the gene obst-B, whose product is annotated as protein obstructor-E. The transcript has 5 exons. Gene Ontology annotation, cellular component: extracellular region. The record is from RefSeq and is a predicted model, not a curated record. Gene Ontology annotation, molecular function: chitin binding. NCBI's taxonomy places the organism in Eukaryota, Metazoa, Arthropoda, Insecta, Coleoptera, Lampyridae. The coding region runs from base 90 to 923 and encodes 277 amino acids.